UGUAACGGAAACAAUUUCCCUCAAGAGUUUUCAAAACUAUUCGAAGAGAAAUUUCAUCAGACCGCUGUGAAGAUUUUCAUGCAUAUGUGACUAAAGGUAGAAAGUUGAAAACACAGUGUUUAGACCAUGAAUGCCAUGGAGUUCCAACCUGUCAUCAUGGCUGCUGGACGUGGGUCAAGAAUGACAUACCUCAACUCUGCUAAAUACCCGAAGGCCUUAUUACCAAUAGGGAACCUACCAAUGAUCCUGUACCCAGUUUACAUGCUGGAAAAGGCUGGAUUUGAAGAUGCUAUCAUUGUAGUGCUUGAUUCUCAGGCAGCAGAAAUACGUAAGGCCUUGGUAGGAGUGAAGCUCAGGACGGACUUAGUCAGCAUCUCAGACGCCAAUUACUGGGGUACUGCAGACUCUCUCCGACACAUCAAGGACAAAAUCAAGAGAGACUUGCUGAUCAUCAGUUGUGACUUGAUAACAGACAUUUCCAUUCAUCAAAUAGCCAACAUUCACAGAAAAUAUGACGCCACUGUGACAAUGUUGUUGUCCCACCUUCCAUCUCAGUACCGAGAUAUACCGACUCCAGGGCCAAAGGCAAAGAAAGGAUCAGAGAGAGAUUUCAUUGGUUUCGAUGAGCAAGCUGAUAGAGUUCUAUUCAUGGCAUCAGAGGCAGACUUAGAUGAAAAUAUCAAAUUCCGAAAGUCUACGUUAAAACGACAUCCUUGUCUUAACAUAAAAUCAGGACUUACUGAUUGUCAUAUGUACCUUAUGAAGAAAUGGGUUGUGGAUUUUCUAGAUUCAAGUAAAACGAUCUCAUCUAUCAAAGGGGAACUCAUCCCAUACUUAGUCAAAAAACAGUUUUCCAAGCCUAAAGCCAGCUGUGAUAUGGAAAAGACAAACAUGUCUGUGGUGUCGGAGGAUGUUCGGCCAGAUAUCUUCACAUUUUCAAAAGUUGAUGAAAUAACUGAAAAAAUCCGUGAAAUGUCUACAUGGAUUGAUCAUAGAGGUGACAUGGAAGAUUGUUUCCACCACAACCCAGUCCGGUGUUACGCUCACAUACAGAACGAGGGAUUCUGUGUGAAGGCUAACACAGUCGCAGCAUACAAUGAGUGCAAUAAACAGAUCCCGAGGGUUUUAGCAGACUUAGCUUCUGAAAAGGAGACUGUUGUUAUCCAUCCAUCUACGUCCAUAAAGGGCAAAUCACAGGUUGGAACUGACUGCUUAGUGGCAGAAGGAGCUCAAAUUGGAGAAAAGACGUCGGUUAAGAGAUCUAUUAUAGGAAAACACUGUACAAUAGGAGACAAGGUGAAAAUCGCUAACUCCGUCAUCCUGGACCACGUUUCUGUACUGGAAGGGUGUAAUAUCCAAGGCAGCCUUAUUGGCGCUCGAUCAACGGUGAAUGAGAAGUGUGAGCUAAAGGACUGCAUAGUUGGACAUGGGCAGAAUAUAAACGCAAUGGGUAAAUUUACAAAUGAGGCGAUAACAGGAAUUGACAGAAUGAUGGAGAUCUAGUGUAGCAGGAAAUGACAACUACCAGCUGUACUUGUUGCUAAAGACUUUUCUAAAUCAAACUAUGUAUUAUAGUCUUAUGAUAUUAAUUUCUUCAAACUUGAGAAUUCUUGAAAUAUGUUUGCCUUUUGAAAGCAAAAUAAAAUGAAUUUAAAAAAAAAA
Molecule: messenger RNA, 1662 nt
Organism: Pecten maximus
Lineage: Eukaryota; Metazoa; Mollusca; Bivalvia; Pectinida; Pectinidae
Product: translation initiation factor eIF-2B subunit gamma-like
Exons: 12
Coding region: 127-1503 (458 amino acids)
Biological process (GO): cytoplasmic translational initiation; biosynthetic process
Cellular component (GO): guanyl-nucleotide exchange factor complex; eukaryotic translation initiation factor 2B complex
Molecular function (GO): translation initiation factor activity; guanyl-nucleotide exchange factor activity
Source: RefSeq, a predicted model, not a curated record